CCACGAGCUGCCUACCAAAGACAAAUCCUUUCGCGCCUCGAAUGCAACCGAAAAGCCGUUAUCAAAAACCCAGAUUUUAGAUUGCCUUUGUACAAGGGGGCGAAUAAUCCUCAGGUUGCAGAACGGCAAUCGCGAGAAACCGCGGGGGGGUUGGUCGUGGGGAUCAGCGUCGCCGCAGCACCUAGCCGUCAAAAUGUAUCCCGUAUCCGCGAUUGAGGGAAUACGAGUACAGUUAUGUGCGCGUAUCACUCGGCGGCUACGUCGCGGUCGCUCACACAAUCAAAUACCCCAACACGGUACCUAACAGGUCAGUCGCCUGCACGCCAACUUGAUGACCGUUGUACUAUCGGAGGGGUGAGUGUCGACCCAAUGUUGGCUCCGGUAUCACUUCUAUCGUCAACCCAUGUCACAAUCUGGGCGGGACUGUCUGUCACCAAGCGGAACGCCGGGCAAUUGACCGUUGACACCUAGCCACCUCCUGAAUCCUGCGUCGCGGCUCGGCGAUGUCACUUAGUUCGACAUACUGCCCGUCAACCAGAAAGAGAAUAGCCAAUGUCUCGGUUGGUAUUGUUCUACGGCUGGCCUCACAAGCAUUCGCCGUGGCCCAUGGUCCAGGGCACUUCCAUCCUUCUAUCCAGACCCAAUAUAUCCCAUCCCAUCUGCUAGUUGAUGGCGAAUCAACCAACUGCGGGAAGCCUACUCAAAACGAAACAGAAAGGAAUGCAGUAAGUAAGCUUAUCGAAUCCAGGUGUCACAUAAGCCUCCAAUUCGGUUGGAUGCAACGAAGGAGAUCUUCAUUGAGGAUCGGCAAAUUGCACGAAAGCCUCGCCUGUCCGUCCUGCACUGAACCGCCCAGUAGGCCACCCCCAUCAUCCCUACUCUGGUGUGGAUAGAGUGUUUGUCUGUAUGUUGUAAAGUCU
Messenger RNA from Colletotrichum destructivum, 920 nucleotides. RefSeq lists its product as uncharacterized. The record is from RefSeq and is a predicted model, not a curated record. The coding region runs from base 504 to 893 and encodes 129 amino acids. Lineage: Eukaryota; Fungi; Ascomycota; Sordariomycetes; Glomerellales; Glomerellaceae. The transcript has a single exon.